AGAAACCGGAAGUUGUGACUGAACUACGUCAGCUAUCGGAAACAUUUUUAUUUUUCUACAGCAGCAGAAGACUCGGACGUGGACGCACAUUCCUCCGCUGUUUGCGCCCGAAGCAUCGCUCCAGAUGAUGGAUUGUUCUCAGGAGGUUCCGUCUGUAAUCGAGGAGUCCGGCGCUCAAAUGGAGCUCAAAAAGGGAAUGUCCAUUUUUAUUGACAUUCUGCGGAGAGCCGAUAAAAACGAUGAUGGGAAGCUGUCCUUUGAUGAGUUUAAAUCCUACUUCUCUGAUGGGGUCCUAACAGCCGAGGAGCUGAAGGAGCUUUUCCACGCCAUCGAUACUCACAACACCGACAAUUUGGACACUGAUGAACUCUGUGGGUACUUCUCCGAGCACCUUGGUGAAUAUGAGAAUGUUCUUGCAGCUCUGGAGGACCUGAACAUGUCCAUAUUAAAGGCAAUGGACAAGACAAAGAAGGAUUAUCAGGAGUCCACCCACCUGGAGCAGUUUGUGACCCGCUUCCUGCUAAAAGAGACAACCAAUCAGCUUCAUUCGCUUCAAAGCUCGCUGGAGUGUGCCAUGGAAACCACAGCCGAGCAGACGCGCCAAGAGAAACAAGGCCCUUUGAAGCCAGAAGUUUUGUCCAUCCAGCUGUCGGGUCGCCGCCUCAAUCGGAGGCUCCAGAGGAACAACAGCCUCUCCCCUAACAACCCACUGAUCAGUCUGGUCAAUUCAGGUCUUUACGACGAAGAUUGUCAGUGGACAAUUCAGGUCAACAGGCUGCAGAAGCUCAUCGACCGACUAGAACAAAAGGAGAUUCGUCUGGAGCCCUUCGAGGAUGAAGUCAUCGAGAGCAAAUCGCACAUCUUAAUAGUCCAACGGCAGCUCUCUGUGUUGGAGGAGGAGCUGGAGGAGUUUCGUUUGGCUCUCCGGCAGUACAUGGAGUGCGCCUGCGCACAGACGGGAUGUCUACACAUCGCAGUUCAGCGACUGGCAAAUGAGUCACGCUUCAUCCUCUAUGAAUUCUGGGAGCACAACAACGUGUGGAAGAAUCACCUACAGACCAACUACAGUAAAACCUUCCAGAGGGGGAACGUUGACUUCCUGGAAACUCCUGAGACCAUCACUACCAUGCUUGUUCCUGCCUCCUGGUGGGUCCUCAACAACAACUGAACGUGGAACGGCAUCUUUCACCAAUCGUCACAGAUGGAUGUGAAAGCAAAGCUCUCUCUCUCUCUCACUCACUCACUCACUCACUCACUCACUCACUCACUCACACACACACACACACACACACACACACACACACACACACACACACACACACACACACACACACACACACACACACACACCCCUUGUGAAGUCAUGGUGAUUAGUAUUUAUGACCUCUAUGUUCCUUCAUAGUUUGGUGGUACCUGAAAUAGCUGUAUUUCCUAAAAGCAAUGACAUCAUCAGACAAAGAUCCAUCUGGUGAUAUGACAUCAUCCCUGUGUUAGCCGUAACAUCAUCCAGAAUAGCUCAUGAGGGGUCACUGUUAGGUUAGAGCUAUCUCUGCGUGGACAUUGAAGUUGGGGGCCUCAGCUUUGUAGAUUUUAUUUAAGAGAACAAAUUUCGAUAUUUAGUUUUGGUUCUUAUUGUUUGUUGGCAUGAGGAGACAAAUGCGUGUGUGUGAGUGACGGAGACGGGAUAAGAGGCACUUAACAAAAUAUCAACUGUAGCAGCUCCAGCGAGCUCAUGAAACCAUAUUUCUGUAGUUUCUAUAUUUAAUGUGUCAAAUUAAGACAAAAGUUCUGAAUAAAAGUAUGUUGUGUAUCUCUCUC
Molecule: messenger RNA, 1818 nt
Organism: Nothobranchius furzeri (turquoise killifish)
Lineage: Eukaryota; Metazoa; Chordata; Actinopteri; Cyprinodontiformes; Nothobranchiidae
Gene: necab1
Product: N-terminal EF-hand calcium binding protein 1
Biological process (GO): regulation of amyloid precursor protein biosynthetic process
Cellular component (GO): cytoplasm
Molecular function (GO): calcium ion binding
Source: RefSeq, a predicted model, not a curated record